AUGUCCUGCUCCAGCCUGUGUGCCCCUGCCUGCGGUGUGGCCGCCCCGGCCCCGCUGGCUGACAGCUACAACGAGCCCUGCGUGCGCCAGUGCCCCGACUCCACUGUGCUGAUCCAACCCCCACCCACCAUGGUCACCAUGCCCGGGCCCAUCCUCAGCUCCUUCCCGCAGAACGCUGUAGUUGGCUCAGCAGGAGUCCCCGCCAUCGGAGCAGGCCUGGGUGGCAGCUUUGGACGCAGCGCCGGCUUUGGAGGCCUGGGAGGCUAUGGAGGCUCUUAUGGCCUUGGCGGCAUUGGGGGCUAUGGAGGUUUUGGCAGCUGCGGUUUCGGUGGCUUUCGCCGAGGCUACAGUUCCAUUGGGGGCAGCUGCGGGCCCUGCUAAGCAAAGCACUGCGUCCAGCCACAGUUGAAGGAGAGCUCUGGAGAAACCCCAGCACAUCCCUACCUGACACCAUGAGGAUGGGCUCCCCUUCAGCAUCGCUGGGCUCUGCAGCUUGGACACCUCAUACAUGCACCGGGACCAGCUCUACCUUCCUCUGCUCCAUUUGAUCUUUGCUUCAGGACUUGCUGCCCUCUGAUGAUGCAGCCCAGCUCUGGCUGCCUGCUCCUGUCCCUCUGCAAACUGCAAGGAGAUGGGGAGAGCCUCUGGACAGGGGCUGCCCUUCUGCCUCC
Molecule: messenger RNA, 671 nt
Organism: Coturnix japonica (Japanese quail)
Lineage: Eukaryota; Metazoa; Chordata; Aves; Galliformes; Phasianidae
Source: RefSeq, a predicted model, not a curated record